AUUUCAGUACCAAAAGCAGUAUCCCCGAGCUACACUCGGGCAUACCAUGCGGCGUUGCUCAGGGAUUCCCUGCAGCGCUUACCUUAUCCUUCGCUCCCCCGCGAUGUGUCCCCUGCAGCGUCCCCGGCCAUCUUCUCUGGCCGAUGCCGGCAUCCGGCUUCCGUGUUCCGGUCCCUGUGACAUUGGGACGUGCGGGGGGUGGAACCGGCGGCAAAUUUAAAAAUUUUAAAAACUGUCAUUUUUUUUUUAAAUUUUGUCUCCAGUGCUUUGUCCCGUGCCCUGCCUGCAUUUUUACUCUUCUUUCUG
Molecule: messenger RNA, 306 nt
Organism: Staurois parvus
Lineage: Eukaryota; Metazoa; Chordata; Amphibia; Anura; Ranidae
Source: the annotation of a GenBank genome assembly